Belonocnema kinseyi is the source of this 906-nucleotide messenger RNA. RefSeq lists its product as uncharacterized. The coding region runs from base 1 to 906 and encodes 301 amino acids. The transcript has a single exon. The record is from RefSeq and is a predicted model, not a curated record. Gene Ontology annotation, molecular function: nucleic acid binding. Lineage: Eukaryota; Metazoa; Arthropoda; Insecta; Hymenoptera; Cynipidae.
AUGGGCCUCACUGGCAUAAAACAGGAAAUCGGCAAAAAUGAUAUUUUCGAAAGAUAUAGCUACAUCCCGAAACUUCAGCGAAUAGUCGCGUAUCUCUGUCGCUAUGUUCACAACUUAAGGAAUAAAAAUAAUAAAAUUAUCGGUAAUCUCACAGAAGCGGAAGUGCACAAAUCCAUACAGCUCAUAAUUCAGCUUACGCAAUCUGCUAAAUUUUCAAAAGAAGCCUGCUACCUAAAACGUGAUCAGAAAAUGGAUAAUCAUACUCGUUUGAUUCCCUUAAAUCCAUUCUUAGAUAGUCAGAACAUUCUCAAGGUUGGCGGUAGACUUGCUUAUUCGGAAUUGCCCGUCGGACAAAAGCAUCCGAUUUUAUUGCCGUCCAAUCAUUGCAUCACUCGCCUUAUAUUUCGCGAGGAGCACUUACGACUCAACCACUCUGGAGCGCAAGCGACAUUGUAUUCGGUUCGCGAAAAAUAUUGGACGCUUGACUCACGUCACCUCACGCGAAAAAUAAUUCACCAAUGGAUUCGGUGCUUUCGCGUCAAACCUCGCGGUGCAGAUUACAUCAUGGGUAAUCUUCCACAAGAACGCGUUUCGGUUUCUCGGCCCUUCCUGAAUGUCGGUGUGGAUUUUUAUGACCUGUUUUACAUUAAGAAAAAAGCCCACCAAAAUCGCAAAAGAAUUAAAUCCUAUGUCGCGGUAUAUACUUGCACUGCCACAAAAGCCGUACAUCUCGAAUUAGUCAGCUCUUUGACAACAGAAGCCUUUAUCGGCAGUCUAAACAGAUUUUUUUCUAGAAGAGGAAACUCCAAAUCUAUCCAUUCUGAUAACGUAAAAAAUUCCUUAGAGCUAGUCGUGAGCUCAAGGAUCUUCAUGAAUUGUUUGAAUCGUCCGAGCAUUUUAAAAUAG